Messenger RNA from Halteromyces radiatus, 2327 nucleotides. Its product is annotated as glycoside hydrolase superfamily. Bases 1 to 2130 code for a protein of 709 amino acids. The transcript is spliced from 13 exons. Lineage: Eukaryota; Fungi; Mucoromycota; Mucoromycetes; Mucorales; Cunninghamellaceae. Gene Ontology annotation, biological process: glucan catabolic process. The record is from RefSeq and is a predicted model, not a curated record. Gene Ontology annotation, molecular function: beta-glucosidase activity.
AUGAUUGGUUUAAUAGAAACUACAUCUGAACUACGUUCCUGGGAAGAAGCUCAACGGUUAGCUACAGCAUUGGUAAAUCAAAUGUCAUUGGAACAAAAAGUAAAUAUCACUACCGGCUUGGGAGUCGGCCACGCUCGUUGUGUUGGAAGCACUUCUCCUGUGACCAAUCCUGAUUUUCCCUCACUUUGUCUUCAAAAUGGUCCACUUGGUAUGGCACCAGCUUUCAAUGUUACUCUUGGUGUUGCUGGCAUCAAUGCUGCUGCUUCUUUUGAUCGAAAGGCUAUUUUGGAUCGUGGAAUCUACAUGGGUCAAGAAUUCUAUGAAAAAGGUGUACAUGUCCAAUUGGGUCCAGCUAUGAAUUUUAUGAGAAGUCCCGAAGGAGGUCGUGGAUGGGAAUCAUUUGGUGAAGAUCCUUACUUGAGUGGUGUUGCCUCUUAUGAAACAAUCACUGGUAUUCAAUCUCAAGGGGUCAUUGCUACUGCAAAACAUUUUAUUGCUAACGAUCAAGAAAAGAAUCGAAAUGAGGAAAGUUCAAAUAUUGAUGACCGUACUAUGCAUGAAAUUUACCUUUGGCCAUUUGCUCGUGCUGUUGAUGCUGGAGUGGGCUCAGUCAUGUGCUCAUAUAAUAAAGUGAAUGGUACUUCUGCUUGUGAAAAUGAUAUGAUGAAUCGUGUCUUGAGAGAUCAAUUAGGAUUCCAGGGCUUUAUUCAAACAGAUUGGUGGGCUGCCAUGGAAACGAUUCAAUCCCCUAAUAAUGGUUUGGAUAUGGUCAUGCCAGGGAACAGGGAUCCAAAAGAUAAUUUUUCUCCCUCUUAUUUUGGUCAAGAUUUGGUAAACGCUGUAAAGAAUGGCAAGGUCAGCGAAUCUACUGUGACAGAUAUGGCUCAUCGCAUUGUCUCUGCUUGGUACAAAAUGGGUCAAGACAAAAACUUUCCCAAUAGCUCCAUCAAUGUUUUGGAUAUGACGCCGUUAGGAUCCAUCAAUGUGGAAGCCGACCAUAAAACCAAGGUGCGUGAAUUAGGUGCUGCUUCUGUUGUCAUACUCUCAAACCAGGAUGACAUUCUUCCUCUUUCAGAAAGCAACAACAAUAUCUCCAUUAUCGGUAGCGACGCCUUCAGUGAUCCACUCCUCUUCAACGUGCUGAAAUGUGCUAACUUUGGUUGUGACCCUGCCACUUUGGUUCAAGGUUGGGGUAGUGGUGCGGUGAUGUUCCCUAGCUAUAUCGUUCCUCCAGUAGACGGUAUUCAAGCUCGUGCUGGAAAGAAUGUCAAGUUCCAAACAACACACGACAAUUGGAAUCUGGAUGAAGCCAAGAAAGUCGCACAAGCUUCUGAUAUCGCCAUUGUCUUUGCUAACUCAGACUCGGGGGAAGAAUAUAUUACUGUAGAUGGUAAUGCUGGUGAUCGCAAUAACUUGACCUUAUGGAAUAAUGGAGAUAAUCUGAUUCAAACCGUCGCAGACGCAAACAAGAAUACUAUUGUUGUCAUCCAUUCUGUUGGUCCUAUUCUUAUGCCUUGGAUUAACCAUCCCAAUAUCAAAGCUGUUGUCUGGCCUGGUUUGCCUGGACAAGAAAGUGGUAAUUCUCUUGCUGAUGUCUUGUACGGUGAUGUCAAUCCUAGUGGUCGUCUUCCUUAUACUAUUGCUAAGAAUCAAGAGGAUUAUGCUGCUGCAGCUACUUCUGAUCUGGAGAUUGAUUAUUCUGAAAAGUUGAACAUUGGAUAUCGCUGGUUUGAUGCCAAGAAUAUUGAACCUCUCUUUCCCUUUGGUCAUGGUCUUUCUUACACCAAGUUUGAUUAUGGAUCAUUGAAGGUCAAAUCCAAUAGUAAGAAGAAUCAGGUGAAUGCUCAAUUGGAUAUUCAAAAUACUGGUGAAGCCGAUGGUGCUGAAAUUGUCCAACUUUAUCUAUCCUUCCCUGAAUCAGCUGGUGAACCUCCCAAAGUACUUCGUGGAUUUGAAAAGGUGUUUGUCAAGAGUGGUCACAAAGAAACCGUCUGUUUUGAACUUACCAAGACUGAACUGAGUAUCUGGGAUGUCGCUUCUCAAUCAUGGGUGAUUCCUCAUGGUCAAUUCCAAAUUCACGUGGGUGCCUCUAGUCGUGAUCUUCGUCAAACAAGCUCUUUCACCUUGUAGUAUUGUGGUAUGAUCAUCCGUACAUUUGAUUUAGAUAAAGAAGAUGUUUAUUACUAUUGUUAUUAUUUUAUUUGUUUCCCAAUAAAACCAUUGUACUUUAUAGUUGAUCAUCAAUGAUUAUCAUGGUAAAGAUGAUCAUCCUACUUUUUUACACUUUAUAAACUGUUGAUCGAAUCAGGAAAUAAACUAAUUUCAUU